AUGGUUAUGGAUCCAAAAACUGAAGAGAUUAAUAAAUGCCAAAACCCAAGUAUUCGGAAAUUAUGGCAGUUAGUCGGAAUUUGGGAAAUUAAUUCAGAAUCUGUUAAAAUAGGAAAUGCUGAACCUAGUAAACUUGGUGUUUGUAAAACACAUUUUAAUUUAGAUCAAAACUUUCAUGAAACAGGUCAUAAAGCAAAAAUAUCAACAGAACAAUCUAUGAUUACGAUUAGAAGAU
Molecule: messenger RNA, 235 nt
Organism: Funneliformis caledonium
Lineage: Eukaryota; Fungi; Glomeromycota; Glomeromycetes; Glomerales; Glomeraceae
Source: the annotation of a GenBank genome assembly